UUUGGUUCUUGAUGGUAUGAACAGAAUUUAACCUCCUAAGACAGAACAAGUCCUGCCAGUUCUCUACAGGGAACGUCUGAGACUCAAGGACAUGAGCAAGACAAUACAACUCAAAACUAGUGUAGAGAGACUGCUGCUAGGAUGAGUGACAGCAGUGCUCAAGAGAGAGAGGAGGCUGCAGGUGUCAGACCGCAGGAUGUACUAUUGCGGUGGAUGACCAUGAAGACCAACAAGGACAUGGAUGAUGGCAACAAAUUAACACACUCUGAUGGAGAACCACAGACAAACAGACCUCCAUCUCCAGUGCCCAGCGGUGUGUUCAUGAAGAGUGACCGGUCCAUGCCUGAUCCUCCUCUCUUCAGCAGUGGCCCAGACCACAGACUUUCUCAACCACAACCACAGACACACAGACCUCCAUCUCCAGUGCCCAGCUGCGUGUCCAUGAAGAGUGACCGGUCCAUGCCUGAUCCUCCUCUCUUCAGCAGUGCAGACCACAGACUUCCUCAACCACAACCACAGGAACACAGACCUCCAUCUCCAGUGCCCAGCGGUGUGUCCAUGAAGAGUGGCCGGUCCAUGCCUGAACCUCCUCUCUUCAGCAGUGGAUCAGACCACAGACUUCCUCAACAACAUCUGACCCAGGAUCAGUCUGGCGGUGAGCAGGUACUGAGGGACCCAGCCAUCACCACAUGUGGGCUGAUGAGCAAACAAGAUAAUGACCUGAAGAGAGCAAUAGAGAAUCACAAAGCUGUCCUGAAGAGGAGGUUUGAAAACAUAUCUGAGGGCAUCAUCAAACCGGGAGCUGAGAUCCCCCUCAAAAAGAUCUACACAGGGCUCUACAUCACAGAGGGAGAGAGUGAAGGGCUGAAUAAGGAACAUGAGGUUUGGCAGGUACAGUCAUCAUCCACAUCUAAAUCCACAGAAGGCACACCAAUCAACUGCAAUGACAUCUUCAAGCCCUUUGAUAGACAAGAGAGGCAAAUCAGAACUGUGAUGACCAAAGGUGUUGCUGGAAUUGGAAAAACAGUCUCAGUGCAAAAGUUUAUUCUUGAUUGGACAGAUGGGUUAGCCAAUCAGGAUGUAGCUUUUAUGUUUCCCCUUUCUUUCCGUGAGCUGAAUUUAGUCAGGGGUGAUGAGUACAGUCUUCACAGGCUCCUGUGUGACUUCCAUCCUGAGUUGAAGGAGCUGAAUGAUGGAGAAGGAUACAAAGGUUGUCAGGUUGUGUUCAUCUUUGAUGGUUUGGAUGAGAGUCGGUUGAUUCUGGAUUUGGAACAGAGCAGUAAAUUGUCUGAUGUAAAACAAACAUCAUCAGUGAAUGUUCUGAUGACGAGCCUCAUUCAGGGAACUCUGCUUCCCUCUGCACUCAUUUGGAUAACCUCACGGCCAGCAGCAGCCGGUCAGAUUCCUGCUCAGUGCAUUGACCGGGUGACAGAAGUACGAGGAUUCAAUGACCCACAGAAGGAAGAGUACUUCAGGAAGAGAAUCAGUGAUGAAAGUCAGGCUAACCAAAUCAUCUCACACAUUAAGGCAUCCAGGAGUCUUCACAUCAUGUGUCACAUUCCAGUCUUCUGUUGGAUUGCAAACACUGUACUUCAGAAGAUUAUGGAAAAGAAAAACAUCAAAAACAUUCCCAAAACGCUGACUGAGAUGUUUAUACAUUUCCUGCUCAUCCAGACCACAAGGAAGGAUCAGAAAUAUCUGAGAGGAACUGAAGCAACUCAAGUGGAAAUCCUAGACUCUCAGAGAGAAAUUUUACUGAAGCUGGCAGAAUUGGCUUUUAAGAAUUUGGAAAACGGAAAUCUUAUAUUUUAUGAGGAAGAUCUGAGAGAGUGUGGCAUUGAUGUCAGUGAAGCCUCAGUGUACUCUGGCAUGUGCACUGAGAUCUUCAAGGAAGAAUCUGUGUUUCACCAGAGGAAGGUCUACUGCUUUGUGCAUCUGAGUGUCCAGGAGUUUCUUGCAGCUCUGUAUGUGUUUCACUCUUAUGUGACCAACAACUUUGAAGCACUGAAAUCCCUCAUCAGUGACGAUCUCAGCCUCUCAAUUUUAUCAUCUCGUCAAUCAAAGCUGGGCUUACAAUUGAAAGAUAAUCUACAUGUGCUGCUCAAGAGUGCAGUGGAUGAGGCUUUGAAGAGCAGCAAUGGACACCUGGAUCUGUAUGGAGAUCUGUUCCUUCGCUUCCUUAUGGGCAUUUCUUUGGAUAGCAAUCAGAGACUUCUGCAAGGUCUACUGAACCACACACACAACACCUCAAAGAGCAUUAAAGAAACAUGUCAGUAUAUUAAGAAGCUCAACACAGAAAAUCUCUCUCCUGAACGAUGCAUCAAUCUUUUCCAUUGCUUAUUUGAAAUGAAUGAUGAUUCCAUGCACAAAGAAAUUCAGAAAUUCUUGUCAUCACCAAAGAACAUCAAACAGAAGUUGUCUCCUAGUCACUGUUCAGCACUGGCCCACAUGCUCCUGAUGUCUGGUGAGGUGCUGGAUGAGUUUGACCUGAAGAAAUACAACACAUCAGAUGAGGGACGAAGGAGACUGAUCCCAGCUGUGAGGUGCUGCAGAAAGGCACGACUUGCUGAAUGCAAACUCUCAGAUAAAUCCUGUGGGAUUGUGGCUACUGUUCUACAGUUACCAAACUCCCUGAUCGAGCUGGACCUGAGUGACAAUGACCUGGGAGAUUCUGGAGUUCAGCUUCUCUCUAAGGGACUGUCUAGUCCUAAUUGCAAACUGCAGAUAUUACGGCUCAGUAAUUGUGGUAUAUCAGAUGAAAGUUAUGCUUGUCUGGCUCUCAGUCUAAACCUAUCCUGUGUGAAAGACCUGGAUGUUAGCAACAAUCAUCCUGGAGAAUCAGCACAGAAGCUAUUCUUUGCUAUACUUGAGGAUCAUCACCAUAAAGUUGAAGCACUUCGAUUUGCUGACUGUAAACUCUCAGAUAAGUCCUGUGGAAUUGUGGCUGCUGUUCUACAGUCACCAAACACCCUGUUUGAGCUGGACCUGAGUGACAAUGAACUGGGAGAUUCUGGAGUCCAGCUUCUCUCUAAUGGACUGUCUAGUCCCUACUGCAAGCUGCAGACAUUAAGGCUCAGUAAGUGUGGUAUCACAGAUGAAGGAUAUGUUCGUCUGGCUCGCAGUCUAAACCUGUCCUGUGUGAAAGAGCUGGAUGUGAGCUACAAUCAUCCUGGAGAGUCAGCACAGAAGCUGUUAUCUGCUACACUGGAGGAUCCUCACCGCAAUGUUGAAGCACUUCGAUUUGCUGACUGUAAUCUCACAGAUAAAUCCUGUGAGAUUGUAGCUUCAGUUUUACAGUCACCAAACCCCCUGCUUCAGCUGGACUUGAGUCGCAAUGACCUGGGAGAUUCUGGAGUUAAGCUUCUCUGUGUUGGACUGUCAAGUCCCCAAUGCAAACUGCACACAUUAAGGCUCUCUGAUUGUUUCAUCUCAGAGAAGGGUUUUGGAUUCCUGGCUUCAGCUCUGACUUCAAACCCCUCCCAUCUAAAAGAGCUGGAUCUGAGCUACAAUCAUCCUGGAGAAUCAGGACUGGAGCUGUCAUCUGCUAGACUGAAGCAACCUGUCUACAAACUGGAGAUACUCAAGACUGACCAUGCUUCUUCAGACAGAGCACGGCCACGUUUAUUGAAAUAUGCCUGUGAGCUCACACUGGACCCAAACACAGCAGGCAUAAAACUAUUGCUCUCUGAGGAGAACAGAAAGGUGACGUGUGUGAAAGAGAAGCAGCCGUAUCCUGACCACCCAGAGAGAUUUGACUGGAUACAGCAGGUGUUGUGUAGAGAGGAACUUUCUGGACGCCACUACUGGGAGGUUGAGUGGAGUGGGGGUAGACCUCGUAUAGCUGUGGCCUAUAAGAGCACAGAGAGGAAAGGGACGGAUUAUGACAUCAUAAUGGGACGUAAUGCCAAGUCCUGGAGUCUCGACUGCUCCCUUAAAAGUCACUUUGUCAAGCACAAAGAUAAAGACAAGAAACUACCAUCCCCCUCCUCCGGCUCCAACAGAGUAGGGGUGUACCUGGACUGGUCAGCCGGCACUCUGUCCUUCUACAGCGUCUUCUCGGACACACUCACCCACCUGCACACAUUCCACUCCACAUUCACUGAGCCCCUCUGUCCAGGGUUUAGGUUAUGUGAUGAUCGCUCAUCAGUGUCCCUGUGCCAGAUCACAUGAGUGCUUCCUCCAACAGGUACCACCACCUGUUACCUGUUCACACAGCAGCGGAUCUGGCUCUGGUCCACACUCUCACUCUACUUCUCUCUUUCUCUCUUUCCUCCACUCUUCUUCCUCCUCUUUCUCCACUUCUCUCUCUCUCUCUCUAUUUUUCCUCCAUCUGUCAUCUGUCCUCCCUCCCCUCUCACUUUGCUCCCUCUUACUCUCUCUUCUCUCUCUCUGACCUUUCUUCUUCUCCUCUUUCUCAUCCCUCCAUUCCUCCUUUCCCUCCUCUUCUCUUUUGUCUCCUUUCUGCUCUCCUUCUCCUCCUCACCGCUCUCUCUCUCUCUCUCUCUCUCUCUCUCUCCCUGCUCUUUAUUAGAUGGUGGGAUGAUGUGAAUCUUGUGACAUUUAGAGAUUUAGUUUGGGGAAGUACUGUAUAUACACUGUAAAAUAUAAUAGCUUUCCUUACCUAAAAUGUUUAGUAAAUACAACUUUGUUUUUGUUGAGAUUACCUAAAAGGAGUGUUAUUUCAUUUUGUGUAAAAGUUUUGUUGAAAAGUAAACAAUUGAAGCCUGGAAAGGUAUUGUGAGUGUUAUUUCAUUUUGUGUAAAAGUUUUGUUGAAAAGUAAACAAUUGAAGCCUGGAAAGGUAUUGUGAAAAAUGUAACAGUCCGGCCCAGAAUCCCCUCUUAACCUGUGACCUGUCAUGCCUCUGCUGUUCCUAGACUCUUUCUCUCGGUGAAAGUGUUUUUCUGAAUAUCACUGAACAUGUGAACGGAGCAGAAGAUGAAAGCUCUAGACUUCAGAAUAGAGAGGGUCAGCAGAUGAAGACGUCUAUGAUGAUGUGGAGAUGGCUGAAGACAGCAACUGUCUGACCUCAACACUCUUCUCCGUCUGCUGUAAACAGUGUAGUUACACCAUUUGUGUGUAUUUUAAUAGGGAAAACAUGGAGGUGUUUCGUCACUUCUAAUUUCAUCUCUGUUUGGAUCCGAAUUAAUGAACUGGGCUAGCUAAGUGCUAUUAAAGUAGCGCCACGCCCCAGAGCCAUUGAGUGCAUGCAUUGAAAUGUGAGAGGUGUGUAUCAACUCGUCUUAGGCCUACUUAAGGGAGUAAUAUAGUUUAGUGUGAAAAAAACGGUGACAUGUUCUUUUAAUCAUUUUACUGCUUAUGCCAAUACAUGAGAUUCUGUUUGAGUUUCAUACGCAGCAUACGGUUAAGUCUGUGUUACAGUAAUUUGUUGUCUUUUAAUCAUUGUUUCUUAUGCUUUUUAAUUGUUAUUUUAAAACCAUUGCCCUUGUAUGCUUUCAUGUACUAUUACUCUUUGCUUUUGUUUAUGUUAAGCACAUUAAAUUACUCCUGUGUAUGACAUGUGAUAUAUAAAUAAACUUCCCUUGCCUUGUUCCACCAAAGAAAAAAAUGAAUGCUGA
Messenger RNA from Sardina pilchardus (European sardine), 5578 nucleotides. RefSeq names its product NACHT, LRR and PYD domains-containing protein 3-like. Gene Ontology annotation, molecular function: protein binding. Bases 142 to 4170 code for a protein of 1342 amino acids. Gene Ontology annotation, biological process: intracellular signal transduction. The record is from RefSeq and is a predicted model, not a curated record. NCBI's taxonomy places the organism in Eukaryota, Metazoa, Chordata, Actinopteri, Clupeiformes, Clupeidae. The transcript is spliced from 16 exons.